Molecule: messenger RNA, 3441 nt
Organism: Octodon degus (degu)
Lineage: Eukaryota; Metazoa; Chordata; Mammalia; Rodentia; Octodontidae
Product: NACHT, LRR and PYD domains-containing protein 1-like
Exons: 12
Coding region: 1-2112 (703 amino acids)
Biological process (GO): innate immune response; regulation of apoptotic process; inflammatory response
Cellular component (GO): canonical inflammasome complex
Source: RefSeq, a predicted model, not a curated record
AUGGGAAAGUACCACGAAAAACAGUCCUGGAAAACUAAAUAUUUUCAUGAAAAAUUCACCCAGCUACUACUUCUACGUACAUCUCAUAUAAAAGAUAAGAAAUACCUGGCCAGAGAGAGCUGGAUUUAUGACUCAGUAGUAGAUCAAGGAGAUUUGAUUGAAAUUCAAGACUUAUUUGGGCCUGGCCCAGGUACCCAGGAAGAACCUCACACAGUCAUACUAUAUGGGGCUGCUGGAACUGGGAAAUCAACACUGGCCAGGCAGGUGAGAGGAGCCUGGGAGGAAGGACGGCUAUACAGGGACCGCUUCCAGUAUGUCUUCUAUUUCAACUACAGAGAGCUGACCCAGUACAAGUUGAACAGCCUGGAGGAGCUCAUGAUAACAGACUGGGAGUCAUUUGCAGUUCCCAUCAAGAAUAUCCUAUCUUGUCCAGAACAGGUGCUCUUCAUCAUGGACAAUGUGGAUCAGCCGAUAACAAACCUGGAAACUCUUGGUAAGACCCUCGAUCACCCCUGCUGCCUGCUGGAGACCCUGAGGCUUCUUGGCUGUGGCCUCACCUCCAACUGCUGCCAGGAUCUGGCCUCUGUGCUCAGCACCAGCUCCAGCCUCAAAGAGUUGGACCUGCAGCAGAAUGACCUGGGAAGCUUUGGUGUGCAUCUGCUCUUUGAGGGUCUCAGGAAGCCCAAAUGCCAACUCAUACUACUAUGGCUGGAUGUCACUCUGCUAAGUGAUGAGGAGCUGAGGAUCCUGGAGCAAGAGAAACCACAGCUGCUCAUCUCCAGUGGACAAUAUCCAGAUACAAGGAUCCCUACAGAAGACCCGGAAGGCGGAGAAGAGAGGUGCAGCACAUCCUCAUUCAAGCAGAUACCACAGUCAGGUGACCUGCACAUGGAGACCCUGGACAAUAAAGGUGCAAUCUGGAGCACCACAAGUCCUCUUCCUCUGAUGUUAAUUGACAAAAAGAGGAGCCAUUGGAGAGUUCACUUCCCUGUGGCUGGCUACUACCACUGGCCUUAUACGGGUCUCAGUUUUAUGGUGAGAAGGGAGGUGACUGUUGAGAUUGAAUUCGGUGCCUGGGAACAAUUCCUGAGUAUGAAUGACCUGCAGGACACCUGGAUAGUGGCAGGACCUCUCUUUGACAUCAAGGCUGAGCAGGGAGCUCUGGCAGCUGUGCACCUCCCUCACUUCAUAGCCCUUCAAGGAGAACAUGUGGACAGAUCUCUGUUCCACGUGGCCCACUUUAAAGAGGAGGGGAUGCUUAUUCAGACGCCAUCCAGAGUGGAGGCACAUUACAUAGUCCUGCAAAACCCCACCUUCUCUCCAGUGGGAGUUCUAUUGAAAAUAAUUCCUGCUGCUCGGAGACUCAUCCCCAUCACCUGUACCACACUGCUGUACCAUCACAUCCAUUCUGAGGAAGUCAAACUCCAUCUCUACCUGGUCCCCAGCGACUGCACCAUACGGCAGGCCAUAGAUGAUGAAGAAAAUAGGUUCCAGUUCGAGCGAAUACACAAGCCACCCCCAACAAGCGACCUUUAUGUGGGAUCCCGCUACAUUGUGUCUGGCUCAGGAGAGCUGGAGAUCGUACCCAAGGAACUAGAGCUCUGCUAUCGAAGCCCCAGACAACCUCAGCUCUUCUCUGAGAUAUAUGUUGGAUAUUUUGGGUCUGGAAUCCUGCUGGAAAUGAGACACAAGAAAGAUGAGACAGUUAUAUGGGAGGCCUUGUUGAAACCAGGAGACCUGAGACCUAUAGCUUUUCUGUUGCCUCCACCUGUCAAAGCCUCACCUUCCACUCCAAAUGCCCCAGGCUUACAGCACUUUGUGGACAAGCAUCUGCAUCAGCUGGUGACCCGAGUAACUUCUGUAGAUGCUGUAUUAGACAAGCUGUUGAGUGGACGAGUGGUGAGUGGUGAACAGUAUGCCAGAGUGCGGGCUGAGGCCACCAAACCAGACCAGAUGCGGAAGCUCUUCAGUUUCAGCCCAUCUUGGAACUCAGUCUGCAAAGACAAACUUUAUGAAGCCCUGAUGGAGGUCCAUCCUCAUCUGAUCAUAGAUCUCUGGCAAGGGGUAGCAGACAGUUGGGGAGCCUCUGACUCCUCAGAAGCUGGGGUGUGAGUAUGUACCUUGCAGUUCUGUCUCUGUGUGACUUUCCUGAGGGCAUCCAUUUCUUCUCCUACAAAAGUUGCCAUGUGAGUAACCAAUAGCUUAAGUUAGAAGAUGCCAGUGUGAAGAAUAUCCAUCCAUGCCCAGGAUGCCUCACAGAUAGUCAGUCAGUUUCCCUUGGCUUUCACAGGCCAGUAGGCCAGGUGUGACGACAGCAUCUCUGAGAAUAUUCAUCAGAACUGGAUGAGACUCCUGCUGACCUACAGACCCUGGUGUCUGCCCAUGGAACAACGCCAGAACCUUCCCACCUGAUAUAGAUAAACACAGGAGUAUGAAUGCCUUGGGAGUGUUCAUCUCUGCCCAGAGAACACUGUGAAAAGAACAUAUGUUCUUGGUUGUUGUAACUGGUUAUAAAUACAAAUAACAAUAUAUUUAUUUGUUAGUUAUUACAUGCAAUCAAAAUCACAUGUGGUCUUGGCUGAAAGCCUCUUAGAGGAGCAGCACUACAUGUAUUCUUUAAAGAUUUCCUUUACUGCAAUUAGUUAAUGAAGAGUUCUGCUCAUAGUAUUCCCACACCCAGAUUCCUAUGUAAAAUAAAACAUUCCUGUUACUUUGUGUGGUAAAACACCCAUCGGCAUAGGUGCAUGCUUGCGUUUGCUGCCACUAUAAGCACAGGCUCAAAGACAUUUGUUAAAUACAGUGAAUGGAUUCUGAAAUGAUCAUCUUUAAAAGUUGUGUUAAGACACCCCCCACCUCUGUCAUGCCACAUACUCCCUCUUGUUCUUGAUAUAUGGCCCAUCCACUAUUUUAUGUGCUUGGUCAUUCUCUUUCUUCACCACUUUUCACCUGAACUAUAUUACUGCUGAUACAAGUCUUCCAGAUUUUGGUCUCCAGUAUUUUUCCAUGCUCCUUUAAGUUUGCUUACAGUCCUCAAGGAAAGUGCUACCAUGAACCCCAGCCAUAAUCCCCAAGUCUCAUUCUGCUCAGCACACUGGCUCUAGGGUUCCAUCUAAGGAGUUCUGUAGCUGGGCAUCUCACACCAGCCAGAACACCUAGGGAUUGAUCAUGACACUGAGGUAAACACUCACUGGGCCUCUUACUCUGAUUAUACCUGCUGAGUGUUGUGUUCUCUAUCAUCCUGCACCAACAGUGAGGCUCAGUUUGUUCCUCCUGGGUGCAAUGUAACAAAAUAAGAUCCUGUUUCACCUGGGCCAAAACCUCCAACCUCCAUAGCAUCCAGUGUUCUCUCUCAGUCUAGGGAAAAAUCAGAGCCUACUGUUGAUGGUGCAAUAACACAGAAGGGACAAAUUACUAUGACCCAAGGGAAACAACAAUGGUCUU